Messenger RNA from Zerene cesonia (dogface butterfly), 1440 nucleotides. It is a transcript of the gene kin17, whose product is annotated as DNA/RNA-binding protein KIN17. Gene Ontology annotation, cellular component: nucleus. Lineage: Eukaryota; Metazoa; Arthropoda; Insecta; Lepidoptera; Pieridae. Gene Ontology annotation, molecular function: double-stranded DNA binding. The transcript is spliced from 7 exons. The record is from RefSeq and is a predicted model, not a curated record. Gene Ontology annotation, biological process: DNA damage response; DNA replication. Bases 262 to 1407 code for a protein of 381 amino acids.
UAGUGUCAAUAUAGUGUAACAUUUUUGUCUCGAAAUACCUUAGUGCUUGAAGUAUGUUUUAAUUUCAAUGUGAUUGAUACUUUUCCUAUAUUAAUUAAUUAUUUAACGUUUUUCAUUUGUUUUCAAAAAUAUACAUUUAAGUUGAGUGUACUCCGCGUUCAAUGUACGUAUUCACAGUUAAAACUAGUGUCUAUAAAGUUUUGUAAACAGAUUGAAAAACAUCAAUUUCGAAGCACGAAACAUUAGCAACACGGCAUAAAAAUGGGUGGAAAAGCUGAAAAGGGCACGCCAAAGUAUAUAGCUAAUAAAAUAAAGGCGAAAGGGUUGCAGAAGCUGCGAUGGUACUGCCAAAUGUGUCAAAAACAGUGUCGAGAUGAAAACGGGUUCAAAUGCCACACAAUGUCGGAAUCCCACCAGAGGCAGUUGUUAUUGUUCGCUGACAACGCCUCCAAGUAUAUAGACGAGUUUUCCAAAGAGUUCGCUGACGGGUAUUUAGAGUUAUUGCGAAGACAAUUUGGUACGAAGCGAGUGAAUGCGAAUAACGUAUACCAGGACUAUAUUUCCAAUCGUGAACACUUGCACAUGAACGCAACACAAUGGGAGACCCUCACGGACUUUGUGAAGUGGCUCGGCAGAGAGGGCAAGUGUGUGGUGGACGAAACGGAGAAGGGAUGGUUCGUAGCGUACAUAGACAGGGACCCGGCGGCUAUCGCCGCGCAAGAGGCGAGGGCGAAAAAGGAGAAGAUGGAUAAAGAUGAUCAGGAGAGAAUGUUAGAAUUUAUACAGAAGCAAGUGGAGAGGGGGAGGAAAGAGAGAGAAGAUGAGGAACCGAAAUAUACAGAGUUCAAACGAGAGAGCAGCCAAGAGAGACUCACGCUUAAUUUGAAUUUGAAACGAAAGACCCAGGAAAAGCAUGAGUUAGCCAAAUCGGCCCUACAUACAAUAAAAGUUAAACCAGAGGCGUCAAGCAAAAAGCAAAAGUCUGACAGUAGAAGCAAUGCCCUCGACGAAAUUAUGGAGAUGACCGAGAGGCAGAGGGAGAAAGCUAAUAGAAAAGACUACUGGUUAGCGGAAGGUAUAAUUGUGAAAAUUAUAACGAAAACGCUCGGCGACAAGUUCUACAAACGGAAGGCCGUCGUCGAGAGGGUCAUAGACAAGUACGGCGCUCAUGUCAAACUGACAGAUGACAAUGUCAAAUUGAAGCUCGACCAGAAUCACGUGGAAACGGUGAUACCGUCGCCGGGCCGUGUGGUGCGCUUCGUGAAUGGAGCCUACCGGGGCCUAGUGGGCACUUUGCAGCAUGUCGACACUGAUAAUUUUUGCUGUCAAGUAGAAGUUACGGAAGGACCUCUGAAAGGACGAUUAGUGAAAAAUGUACAGUACGAAGAUAUAAGUAAAUUAGCGUGAUAUUGUAAUUGUAUCAAUAAAUUAUUUUUUUAU